UAUGAACGGGGGAAAUCGAUCUUACAGAAUAAGUCGGAUGUCGUUAGGAACGCAAACCAUUUUGGCGGCUAGGGAGAAGACAUCGUAUUUUUCAUCAACAGCCGAAGAGUCUAAACCUCUUGAACUAUAUAUUUUAAAAAGUGACUCAAACUCUAGGAUAGUCUGGCUUUAUGUGGUAGCAAAUAAAAUUCCUUUUGAGCUGUAUAAUUUCGAUAGAAAGAUAUCUGAUUUACGAUGUAUGGAAAGCUUUAACCCCACACUUACACUCCCCUGUAUUGUUGAUGGAUCAAAGAUUAUAUUCGGAACGGAAGCUAUACUUAAUUAUCUUGCUGAGAAGUACGCUUCCUUUCGUUUACUUGGAGAUGGGGACCCCGAUAUUAAAGCUGAGUGCAAUGGAUUUAUCAGUUUAGCAGUGUCUGUAAUAUAUAGAAUUGUCCAAAAGGAAUAUGUUGAACCUCAGUUAGACGACAAGUGCGACAUAUAUCUUCGUAAGCAUCUUACAAACAGAGCCAAAAUAGAGGUGGAACAUAGGCUCAAUCAAUUAGAAAAGCUUCUUCGAGCUAAUAAUUUCCUAAUGGGUAAUAAAGGUUUGUAG
Dimorphilus gyrociliatus is the source of this 595-nucleotide messenger RNA. Lineage: Eukaryota; Metazoa; Annelida; Polychaeta; Dinophilidae. The record is from the annotation of a GenBank genome assembly.